AUGGGGAACAUCAAGGCCCGGGUGAAGCGGUUCCGGAUGGUGACCGAGGCAGCCAGGACGCUGGGCAUAACAUUCCGCAACCCACCGUGUGCUGGCUGCCUUUUUUCACCGUGUACCUGGUACGUGCUUUCUGCCCCACGUGCACACAACCCACCAUGUUCUCCGUCAUGUUCUUUCUGGGCUACUGCAACGGUGCCGCAUCAACCCGAUGAUCUACGCGCUGUUCAGCAAGGACUUUCGUUCAAGCGGAUCAUAUGCCCGCAGUGCUGUUGGGAAUCCACCGACGUUUUGAAGGCCACCGCAAGGGGUCGGACGGUUCCCAACUGGGCGCCGGUGGCCACGGCGGCGAGUCGCCCCGGAACAGGUACAUCGUGA
Molecule: messenger RNA, 375 nt
Organism: Macrosiphum euphorbiae (potato aphid)
Lineage: Eukaryota; Metazoa; Arthropoda; Insecta; Hemiptera; Aphididae
Source: the annotation of a GenBank genome assembly